Molecule: messenger RNA, 2070 nt
Organism: Prorocentrum cordatum
Lineage: Eukaryota; Dinophyceae; Prorocentrales; Prorocentraceae
Source: the annotation of a GenBank genome assembly
AUGAGCUACGCGACCCCGCCGGGCCAGCGGCGUUUUUUUUUCGUGGCCAAAGGCGCCGUGCAGCGCGCGAUCUACCAUAUGGAGCUACCUCCGCAUCUUAGUCGCUACUUCAGAUUCCCCGUUGCGCUGCGGAGGUGCCCUGGCUCCAAGCACCUGGGCGGCGCCGAGAUCGGGGGCCGCGGCUGCCUGCAGCCGCUCGUCUACGUCAUGUCGACGGGCUGGCCGUGGACGUCGCACUUCUGCCAGUCCGCCCUGGCCGAGGCCAUCGACGCUGGCGUCUCUGCUGACGUCGCCGCGGCCGAGUGGCAGGACAUUCGCGCCGCGCUGGGGGCGAGGGGCCCAUUGGUUGGCGACUUAGCCCCGGCUGCGCAGCGGGUCGCGUUCGCGGGCGCGGGCGCCCUCGGCGACGCGGGCGUCGUCGGGUGCAGGAGCGAACAGCUCGGCUUAUUUCGCUCGGCGCUGCUUGGGCCGGUCAGGCCAGGCUUCGCCUGGCCGCUCGCGUCGGCGGCCGCGGUCGGUCAUUGCGCGCGGGGCGCGAUCGCGAGUCGGCCCGUGCUGUCGAUCUUCAGGGCAGUGCGCCACUUCGCGGCUCGGGGGCGAUCGACUGCGACGAAGCGCCCGAUCAACUUCGACCGCGGCGGCCCGAUGGCGCAGGACACGUUGGCCGUUUUCAACCCAAGAGGGUCGGUUUGGGAGGCUCCGAGCCCAGCCACGAUGGAGAACGACAUGCCGCCCAUCUUCAACCCAGAAUGGGGCUUCUCGACUGCGGCGGAGUGCGACGUCGUCUUUGUUGCCCACGGCGUGAACCUUGGCGCCGCGGGGGCGGCGCUGAUGGCGGCGCUGAAGCACCGCGCCCCGCCAUCGGCGAUGGCCGCGGUCGUCGGGGUUCUGGUGACCAGGCACUUCUUCGCCGUGGCCGUCCUUAUCAGGCUGAUGCUCGACGCUUGCCCGAGAACUGGCGAAACGGGCGAGUCCGACGAGAGCGCGGUCGUCGACGGCCUCGUAAUGUGGCUGGAAGCGCCGGUGCACGGGGAGGCCUCGACUGACAGUUUGUGGACUAUCGCGCCCGACGAGGCGCGCGGCAUGUUCCGUCGCGCUGCCUCGGACGUCGGCCCGGAGGCCGAGCCGGCGCUGGCGGCGAUGGCCGCGGUCGUCGGGGUUCUGGUGACCAGGCACUUCUUCGCCGUGGCCGUCCUUAUCAGGCUGAUGCUCGACGCUUGCCCGAGAACUGGCGAAACGGGCGAGUCCGACGAGAGCGCGGUCGUCGACGGCCUCGUAAUGUGGCUGGAAGCGCCGGUGCACGGGGAGGCCUCGACUGACAGUUUGUGGACUAUCGCGCCCGACGAGGCGCGCGGCAUGUUCCGUCGCGCUGCCUCGGACGUCGGCCCGGAGGCCGAGCCGCGGGCUCGGACGCAGCUGCUCGUCGCAAGCCCCGGGCAGCCGAUCGUCGCCUUCGGCGGGGAGGUCGAUCGGCGGCUCGAGGAGCUAGCUCAUCUUGCAGACGAGCGCAUCGGGCACUUGGGCGAUCUGGGCAUCCCCGCGCUCGGCAGGAAGGCCCGUGAAUUCGCGGCUUCGCCGCCCUUGAGUGUCGCGCGCCCCGCUUGCGACAGGACCGUGUGGGCGGUGACGAUGCACACGGCGCACGUCCUGGUGGUGACCUUCUGGCAGCUGCUGCUGCGCGCGAAGGCGCCCGAGGCGGAGCACCUCAACGGCUACGUCACCGCCGCUAGCUACCUCCUGGGCGGGCUGGGCCUGCUGCUCUCGGCACGCGCGCCGGUGAUGUCGGACCGGGGCGCCCGCCGGUGGCUGAUAGGCUUCUCCGUGGCCGCCAGCGGGCUGCUGCUGUGCGGCAUGGGCGUCGCCGAAGGGCCACUGGAGUUCUACUGCGCCUUCGUCGCCUACCAGCUCGUCUUCCGCCUCAGCGCGGCGGCCGCGACGCAGCAGGUGGGCGCCGAGAUCUGCCAGGCUGGGGGCACGCAGCCUGCCGAGGGGUCCUGGGGCGGUCCCAAGGGCUUCGCACAGGCCUGGCUGCAGGCGGGCCCCCUGGGCCUCGCGCCCGCGCCCGCGGGC